This is a messenger RNA of Lycium ferocissimum, 893 nucleotides long. Its product is annotated as transcription factor bHLH100-like. Bases 10 to 759 code for a protein of 249 amino acids. Gene Ontology annotation, cellular component: RNA polymerase II transcription regulator complex. Lineage: Eukaryota; Viridiplantae; Streptophyta; Magnoliopsida; Solanales; Solanaceae. The record is from RefSeq and is a predicted model, not a curated record. Gene Ontology annotation, biological process: regulation of transcription by RNA polymerase II. The transcript is spliced from 3 exons. Gene Ontology annotation, molecular function: RNA polymerase II transcription regulatory region sequence-specific DNA binding; DNA-binding transcription factor activity, RNA polymerase II-specific; protein dimerization activity.
UUAAGCAUAAUGUUUGGCAUUUCUUCUCCAUUGUUUUCUAACUUUGGCUUGUGUUUGGCAGAUCCCACAAUGAACCAAGAACCAAACACAAUAGAAGAAACUCCAGAAAAUACUAAUAUUCCUAUUCUUCGUUACUCAUCAUCUAAUCCAAGCAUGGUACACAGUGAAUCAACUAAGAAUUUUGAUGAGAUGAAUAAUCCAAUAGUGAAGAAGCUUAAUCACAAUGCAAGUGAACGUGAUCGGAGAAAAAAAACUAAUUCCUUGUAUUAUUCUCUUCGUUCUUUGCUUCCACCUUCUGAUCAUAGGAAAAAAUUAAGCAUUCCAGCCACAAUAGCAAGAGUGCUAAAAUACAUACCAGAGUUAAAGAAAGAAGUGGAAAGACUAACACAAAAGAAAGAAGAUCUCACAUUAAGAUGUAUCCCCAAUAAGCAAACAAUAAGAGGAGGAAUUCAGAGUUCUUUAUCAGUUAUUUCAGCAAAUAAAGUGGGGGAUAGAGAAGUUAUGAUUCAAAUAUCUAUUUUGAAGAACAAUAAAGGUUCAUUUGCUGAAGCUAUAUCAGAAUUAGAGGAGGAAGGACUUGUAUUACUGAAUGCAUCUACUUUUGAAACUUUGGAAGAUAGAGUUUUCUACAAUUUGCAUUUUCAGGUGCAAGGAAUAUUACCAGUUAACGUUCAAAUACUAAGAGACAAGCUCUUAUCGUAUUAUGAGAAGGAAGACAAGUUAUUACAACCUUGGAUUUUUGGUUCUCUUACUACGUAGAAGCUUCUAUGGGAACACAUUUUUUUAAAAUUUAUGUUGUUAUAUAUGGUGAACAUCAGAUACAUGUUCAAGAGAUGAGUGACGAGCAAAAUAUAGGAAUAAAAAUAAGCUCGUAUUCCGUUAUAGAAAUAGUA